Tupaia belangeri chinensis (Chinese tree shrew) is the source of this 1205-nucleotide messenger RNA. It is a transcript of the gene POMC, whose product is annotated as proopiomelanocortin. Lineage: Eukaryota; Metazoa; Chordata; Mammalia; Scandentia; Tupaiidae. Gene Ontology annotation, cellular component: secretory granule; extracellular region. The record is from RefSeq and is a predicted model, not a curated record. Gene Ontology annotation, molecular function: G protein-coupled receptor binding; hormone activity. Gene Ontology annotation, biological process: regulation of corticosterone secretion.
CAUGGAGAAGCUUUAGAUGGUGAGAUCUUGGACUUCGAGCUGAUGCCACAGUGAGAUGAGCAUCUGAGAUGAGCAUCGAAGGAGUGGAGCAGAGAGAAAGUGACUCCCCAGGACGUCUAUGAAUACAUCCCAAUUUCCGCACUUGGGGAAUUCGGAGGCAGUACAGACGCACUCCCUUCGCGGUGAUAUUUACCUGGAAACGCGAAUGAGGCAGAUGUCAGACCCACGGAGAGAGCACACAGGUAUAUAAAGACCAGGGAGAGCGAAGGGGACAAGCGGCGGAGGAGAAAGAGGGGGAAGCGAAGUGGCCGAGGGAGGCCGCUGAGCACCUUCGCCCUCAGGGAGCAGCUUCUCCGCAACAGAGUCCCAGCCUUCUCAGAAGAUGCGGAGAUUGUGCUACAGCCGCCCGGGGGCCCUCCUGCUGGCCUUGCUGCUUCAGGUCUCCAUGGAAGUGCGUGGCUGGUGCCUUGAGAGCAGCCAGUGUCGGGACCUCACCACGGAAAGCAGACCGCUGGAGUGCAUCUGGGCCUGCAAGCCCCAGCUCUCCGCCGAGACCCCCGUCUUCCCCGGCAACGGCGAAGAGCAGCCGCUGACCGAGAAUCCCCGGAAGUACGUCAUGGGCCACUUCCGCUGGGACCGCUUCGGCCGCCGGAACAGCAGCAGCGGCGGCGGCGGCGUGGGGCAGAAGCGCGAAGACGAGGUCGGCUUCCGGUGGGGCAAGCCGGUGGGCAAGAAGCGGCGCCCCGUGAAGGUGUACCCCAACGGCGCCGAGGACGAGUCGGCCGAGGCCUUCCCCGUCGAGUUCAAGAGGGAUCUGGCGGGCGAGCGGCCCGAGGCGGCCCCCAGCCCCGACGGCCUGGACGAAGGCGCGGCGGCGCAGGCCGACCUGGAGUACGGCCUGGUGGCGGAGGCAGAGAAGAAGGACGAGGGGCCCUAUCGGAUGGAGCACUUCCGCUGGGGCAGCCCGCCCAAGGACAAGCGCUACGGAGGCUUCAUGACGUCCGAGAAGAGCCAGACGCCCCUGGUGACGCUGUUCAGAAAUGCCAUCAUCAAGAACGCCCACAAAAAGGGCCAGUGAGGCGCCGCAGGACCCGGGGUCUUCUCCCCCCCGGGGAAGGCGUCCCUGAAGACCCCUCUCAUUUGCCCCCCUGCCGCCUCCCAGCCUGAGUGUGCUACUCACUCAGGUCCUUGGAAGCGGCAGAUAC